AUGAUUCAUCAUUUGAUGUUGCCGUUUACCUUCACAAAGUACGCAGGAGACGUGCCGACUGAGAUAAGGCUGGUGGACUGGCAGAGUCUGAUGUACAAGCCACCAACCCACGACCUAGCUCUCCUGUUUGUUUUCAACACGGGUUGGGAUGUCUUCCACGGCCACAGGGACGCCAUCCUGGCUCACUAUCACCGCACACUACAGGAGACACUGGGCCCAGGCGUAUCCUCGGGUCUACGUGACUACACCCUGGAAGAGUUGAAGGCAGACUUCAAAGCCGACUGUCUGUACGGGAUAACCAGGCGUUUUUCGUAUGCGGACGUCGUGAGCCGACUCUCAGAUCCAAGUCUGCUGAAGAUGAUCCAAGAAAUCAAGGAGUGGGGUUUUCUCUGAAGGGUCAGAUUUCAGUAGUACGUUUUGAUCAACGUCAGAUCACGAUUUUUAGUAUAUGUAUAAUCUUUAUUGCAAGUUCAUGCCCGAGGGCUAAUUGCAGACA
This is a messenger RNA of Branchiostoma floridae (Florida lancelet), 496 nucleotides long. RefSeq lists its product as uncharacterized. Bases 1 to 393 code for a protein of 130 amino acids. The record is from RefSeq and is a predicted model, not a curated record. The transcript is spliced from 2 exons. Lineage: Eukaryota; Metazoa; Chordata; Leptocardii; Amphioxiformes; Branchiostomatidae.